CAGUUACGUUUCCGCUUCCCUGGCGGGUGCCGGGAAAACAGGAGGGAGGCUGCGCGUGCGUCCGUGGACGGGUCGCUUUCCAGCUGCUCGUCCUGGCGCCUGCGCGGCGCCUCCCGCCCUUUCCUCCUCCUCCUCCUCCUCUCAGCCUCCGCCGCCGCGAGGGCCCGGCCGCUGCUCGGCGCCCCGCCCCGCCCCGCCCCGGGUCGGGGAUGCGCUGCUCGGCGGCCGCCCGUAGGAGCUGCGCGGCGGGCGGCGAGCGGGAUGGAGGUGGAGGAGGCGUUCCCGCUGGUGGGGCAGAUGGGACCCUACCAGGUGUACCUGUGCGUCCUGCUGGCCGUGCUCCUCCAGCUGUAUGUGGCCACUGAAGCCAUCCUCAUUGCAUUGGUGGGCGCAACUCCUCCCUACCACUGGGAUCUCCAAGACCUCUCAGCUAAUCAGAGCCAUAGCAACCAGUCAGUGAGUGAGCAGAGAGCUUUUGGGGAAUGGCUUCUAACCGCCAAUGGCAGCGAGGUGCAUAAGCAUGUACACUUCAACAGCAGUUUCACAUCAAUAGUCUCUGAGUGGUUUUUAAUUGGCAGCACAUCGUACAAAGUCAGUGCAGCCAGUUCUUUCUACUUCAGUGGCGUGUUUGUUGGAGCAAUCUCCUUUGGCCAGCUCUCGGAUCGCUUCGGGAGGAAGAAAGUCUAUCUAACAGGUUUUGCCCUGGACAUCUUGUUUGCCAUUGCAAAUGGAUUCUCACCCUCAUACGAAUUCUUUGCCAUCUCUCGCUUCUUGGUAGGGAUGAUGAAUGGUGGGAUGUCACUGGUGGCCUUUGUUCUGCUGAAUGAGUGUGUGGGUACUGCCUACUGGGCGCUAGCAGGUUCUAUUGGCGGCUUGUUCUUUGCUGUGGGAAUUGCCCAGUAUGCUUUAUUAGGCUACUUCAUUCGUUCCUGGAGGACUCUGGCUGUUGUGGUUAAUCUGGAAGGAACAGUUGUCUUUCUUCUCUCUCUAUUCAUUCCAGAAUCCCCUCGCUGGCUGUAUUCACAAGGCCGACUGAAUGAAGCAGAAGAUGCCCUCUACCUCAUUGCAAAGAGGAACCGCAAGCAGAAGUGCACUUUUUCAUUAAAACUCCCAGUAGAGAGGAGCUCCAGAGAGGCUGGCAGCUUCUUGGACCUGUUCAGAUAUAAGAUUCUCUUGGGACGCACCUUGAUCAUGAUGUUUACCUGGUUUGUGUGCAGCUUGGUUUACUAUGGUCUUACCCUUAAUGUGGGUGACUUAGGUGGAAGUAUUUAUGCCAAUUUAGCCCUUUCAGGGUUGAUAGAAAUCCCAGCAUACCCAAUCUGUAUUUACUUGAUUAACCAAAAAUGGUUUGGUCGGAAGCGAACUUUGAGUGCAUUUCUGUUCCUGGGAGGAUUGGCUUGUCUUAUUGUCAUGUUUCUUCCUAAAAAGAAAGAUACUGGAGUGUUUGCAGUGGUGAAUAGUCGCUCUCUGUCGUUGCUGGGGAAAUUGACAAUCAGUGCCGCAUUUAACAUUGUCUACAUCUACACAUCAGAACUUUAUCCCACAGUGAUCAGGAAUGUUGGAAUGGGUGCCUGUUCCAUGUUUUCCCGUGUUGGUGGAAUCAUUGCUCCUUUCGUCCCUUCAUUGAAAUCUGUACAGUGGUCUCUGCCUUACAUUGUGUUUGGAGCAACUGGUCUUUUGUCUGGGCUCUUAAGUUUAUUGUUGCCAGAGACCUUAAACAGCCCUUUGCUAGAAACUAUUUCAGACCUGCAGGUAUGCUCGUACUGGAGGCUGGGUGAUGAAGCUAUGUCAUUGCAAGCCCUAGAUGGCUCACAGUCUGGGGACAAAGACAGUUCUGCAGGGAGUGGAAGUGAAGAUGAGGAGUUUUAUGAUGCUGAUGAAGAGACUCAUAUGAUCAAGUAAUGAAGAGAAGAAACACUGGCCUAUUUUAUGCCUUUUCUUACUUGUCCAGUCAGUCCAGGUAUAAGACGAGUACUGAGGACCUUGCCUGUCAGGGAAUGUAAUUGGGCAAGUGCCUGUGUUUUUCCUGACUAGGAGAGGGGGUUGAGUGCUGCUCAGACUAAUUACACCACUGAUGCUCUCUGUAUAAGACAGCCCGUUUGAAUUCUUGUGGUUCAGAAUGACAGCACACAGACUGCAUUUGAAGCUAGGUGAGACAGUGAGGGUGGGAUCAUGUAUUUCUGAAGCCUAGGAAAUUACCUAGGCUUAGAUGGAUUUGGACAGGUCAUCAAUGGACAUGUUUGUUAUUUUAUUUUCAAGGUGGUUGAUUUUGAUUCAGUAUAAAUUGAUAAACUUGGAAACAUUCACUGUUUGUUUUCUGCAGAGCAUAAGUGGUCACAGAAUGUGCUCUGUGCUACUCUACUGAGAACAAAUUCCUGAAACUGUAUGUUAAAAGGGCUUCUGCUUAUUGAAUAGGGUAGAGGCAACUAUGAACAUACGGUUUCUCUCUCUGCACGCAGACACCUGUGUGGAGUUAGAAUGCAGCUGGUCAGUCAUGAGCUGUGCAUUAACUUAGUGAUAAUGGAAGGUUGAGAGGAAAUACUACAGAAAAGAGCAACCAUAAUGCCUGCAUACAUGAAGGACUACUGAUUUUUUUUUUUCUUUUCAUCCACCAGGCAUUUUCUUGGGCUGUCUUAUGCAUACAUUUGCCACAUGUUCCCCACAUCUCAGCACUGCUGUUUUAUAGCUUUGCCUACUUUUACCUUGUCCUCACGUUGCCAUAAAUAUUGAAGUUCAACAAGUUCUCUCUCUGGUGAAAUAAUUCUGUGAAGGAUGUAAUUUCAUGGGUGGGACAUAAGUGAGGUAUUUAUCACAUACUGUAGGUGUGAGGUGUGUGUCAGAAUAUAUAGCUCACUUUUUUGUGGACCUAUCUGUGUCUUUAUUUCUGGAAGAAACUUAACUCUGAAGUGGUAAGAGGAAUUAUGGGUUGCUGUUGCCAGGAAGCUGCUAGUAUUUAUUUUAAAUUCUUGUGUGUAGAAAAGGUCUAAUUUAAAAAACAAAAAAGGGGGUGGGCAAACCUCUUUGAGACAGCAUUUGGUUACUUGACAUUGUUUCUUAACCAGGUGCUUGCUUAAGCACUUGGUUAUUCGACCUUUUUGAGGAAGGCAACUUCCCUCUCCUGUUUACACUGAACUUUCUGUACGUGCUUCAUUAGAGGGAUAGGAAACCUCAAAAUAUGAACAUGCGAAAUAUAGAUGAGGCCUUACAAGGAUUCAGUUCUCUUGAUUACAUUGUCAUCUUCAUCCUCUAACCUGUGGGUUUCUGUUUAUUAAGAUUGAUUUCCAUAGAAUGUUUGUUAGUCUUUAUACUUGGAUUCCUAGCAAAGGGCCACACAAUGGCAGCAAAUAUAUCGUCAAGCUUCCUAGCCAUUUUUGUGGAUGUUAGACUAAAAUUAUUGUAUUGAAAAAAAAAUUAAAUAAAAAAGCUGACUGCUGAAUAGUUUCUGAUUUAAACUGGGCAGCUCCUUCACUCUGAAAGGAAGUGAAAGUAAACAGCAUCUGAAGUUUGCAGCUAGCUGCUUGAACUUUGUUCACUGGGAACUGUAAUGCUGAGCAAAGUACAGCUACCCUGGUUGCUGCAGAGGGCAGCCUAGAGACUGCAGGUUCAUGUGUGCAGUGUUCCCACUUGGCCCGAGCUUGAUCCAGGCACUGACUGUAAGCAAAGUUGGGAACUUCAUUCCCUAUGGACAAUGUGUCAGUAUUGUGAUUUUUGCCUGUGUUACGAGCUUCAGUAGAAUUCUAGCCUGCCAUCUUCACUUUGUUUUUUCUGGGUUGUUGAAUGGUGUUGUAGAUGUGGCAGGGGACUUUCAAACCCAGCUGGAUACUCUUUCUGCCUCAUUUGGCCCUUUUGUAUGCAAGAAAAUAGCAUCAAAUAAGUUACUUAGAAAUACUUGGAAAGGUUGAAUCUACUUGUUUAAAGAAUUUUUUUAGUUUUGUGUUCAUGGUUUGAAUUAUAGACAGCUGGAAAAAAUGACUUUGUUUUGUUGCUGAUGGCUUCUAAAUAAAUAAAACCUGCUGGCUUAGAAGCAAACAGUGAUAAGCCUGGUGGUAUUAACAUGCUGCCAAGACCCAACAGGUUUUUUUAGGUGUUUGCUGCCUCUGUCCCCCUUUGGAUGGUAGGUAGAGUAUGUCACCUGAGAGGCAGACAGGAACUUGUUAGCCUUCCUGCCUCCAUAGUUUUACUGACAUUAUCUGUUACUGGCCAGCCUGGUCAUGCCAUGGGACACCUCAACAAAAUUUUCAUUAGAACAGUAGGGUGCUAUAAUGCUUCAGGUGGAAGAGGUCACUCUUUGCAGGAUCUGAGCAGACUUUUGUGACAGUACUCAAUUUAUAACUAAACUUACCUCUCCACUCAUGCACUUUGAUAUUAUAAGUAUACAUGUGUAAAAUUGCAAAAAUGAAUGAAGAAAACAUCAGUAUUCUUUUCCAUAAAGGUUGCUCUUCUUUUAGCCUUAAAUGUGUCCCAUGUUUGCACCUUUGGAAUUUUAAAGGGCAGCAUCAUUUUUGUGUGAGCCAUAGGAACCCUCUAUUGUUACUUUCCUUGGACAGUUAAUUCAGAAAUUUUAUAGGAGGGAAUCCCUCCAGGAGAAGCUCAGCAAUGUACUAUCAGGCUUCUUACAAUUACUUGCUCUACUGCUUUGUGUUCUGAGGUCCAAAUAUGUUAGGUGCAUUAAGGUUCUUUUCAGAGAGGUUUGUUUUAUAAGAACUGGCCUUUUGGUACAGAAACCUGUAGGACCACUUUUUUCUUACUCAUAGAGUGAAAUGCUUUAUAAUAUUGAGACACUUGUGCUAUAUGUAGCAGUCACUGGGGAGAGAUGCUGCAGAGUGUUUUGUAGCCUGUGAUCAGCAUUUUCUGUAUCCAGAUAGAGCGUUACUGCUAAGCAGUAGUUCUUCACUAGAACAGUACCUGCUGUUGUGGGUCUCACAACCGUGUUACCUGAAAGCCCAAAUCAGAAGGUCAGAGAGAACUUGUGUCUUUGAAGUUGUGUGUAAGAGGUCUGCAUAGGCCCAAUUAAUAAAUCUCAGUGUUUGGGCAGUAAAUUUUCCCAAAGGAGCUACUGGAGAGCAGAGGCUGAUACAGUACUAGAUGUAUCAUAGUUCAUGACAUACUGUAAUGCUAAGAGUCUGAGACCCAAUAUCCUUGCUAUAGUUGAGUGAAGUGUGACAACCUUAUCCCACAUUUUUUUUUACUAGAGUAGCUUUGUAUACUAAGCAGCCUGCACUUGUAACUGGUUUGUGCUGUGCAGGAACUAGGAUACCUAUGCCCAAGAUGAGAAUUCCUUCCCUGGAUUCCUUUGGGUUUGUAGCUCUUACUUUUUUCAGCUGGCUCACUCUGGGAUUAUGCUAGGGAUGAGAGGGGCUUUCCCGUGGUGCUGAUUAGUCAGAUCUUAUACUGUCUCAGGUGAUGGAUGUUUGGGAUUCUGAUAUAUGGGGACCUCACAAGUGAUACUUUAAUACAGCUAGGAGUGAAGGAGAGUGAUAGGUCAUAUGAGACAGCAUGAAGGAGAAUUAGCUGGAGGGAGUCGAAAGAAUAGAGGAUUCAACAGAAACACUUUAGGGCAAGUGAAAACACAAGAUAGUAGACAUUGGGUGGAAAUACCCUUCUUGGUGCUUGUGUUGACUUGAAGAUUCUUCUUUCAGAACUAGCAUUGGUUCCAGGAUGUCCUGUUGAGAACACCAGUUUCCUAAUUUCCUUUUCAAUGCCAGCUUUUGUUCAGUACUACUGCUUUAGUGAUGAAACAUUUCUUUUAAUCAAUAUAAAAUGUGGCAUGCUUCAUUCUUGGACUCAGCUUUUCUAUUAAAUGGCCUGUCACUAAAAUAAUUAAAAUUUGUAGAGUCCUCUUUUGGAGACUGCUGUAUAACUGCUUAUCGCUUUAUUUGCCAGCUUCCCUUUAGAAAGGUAGGAAGAUUAGAAUUAUUUGAUGCAUUUUUGUCACACAACUUCUUGUGAAGUGAUACUUCAGCCUUCUAAAAGGAUUUUACUAUCCUGUCUAUUUUUGAUAGGCUGAAAAGAAUAGAAUAGGGAAGCAAUUUGACAAGUCUCUUUUUAAAACUACGUCCCCUGAAAACAAAGCUUUCCAUUUAGGGAUUGGGAAAGUGCUGUUCAGAGACUCCCUGACAGACCAGAAACUUAGAAGCUGUGUGUUAAAGGAGGGUCACAGGUGACUUGGUGUUCAGGUCAGGGUUCUGGGUGAAGAACAUGCCCACAGCUCUCCAGAGACACCUAAUUAACGUGGAGCAGGUUGUAGCUAGUGACCACCUUUGUUACCGUCAAGGCUUUAAGGAUUGCAGCCAUGUGCUCCUCUGCUCACAGUGCACAAGCCAUGUGAGGGUUUCCAGACAGUAUGGAUGUACUGAGGUUAGCAGAAUAUCCUCUGCAGAACCAUGGGGAAUGCAGCUGAGCUGUUAGUUUUCCAGCCUAUUUCACCUGAGCGCAUAAAAGCAGUUCACAAGAGAAUGUUUUUGCUGUACUGAGGAAAAGGAGAAAGUGAGAAACAAACUUUUCUUGGAAUGUGUUAAUAAACAUUUGAGCUAAAACUCUUGUUCCUGAGUCUUCUGCACAAUCACCAAAUGCAGAUUUGUUUAGUAGUAUUCUGUUUUAGCUGAAGGAUGGCGUUCUAUGUAUGCUUUUUCCCACCCUGCUAGAGCUUCUUUGACCGUGCUCUUUGUCACAGCUGAAUCUAGGCAUCUGUGCAUUCAAGUUGUGAGCCUUGCAGUAAAUAUGUCAGAAGAGCCCAAGAGCGGUGCUGUCACUUCAUGAUAGAAGUUAGUCUGGCCUGACAUACUUAAUGCCUGUGUCAGAAAUGUCUAUAUUCAACUGUUUACCAAACAGGCUUAGGGUAUACUGUAUUUUGAGUCUCAUUGCUUGUAUCUUACUACAAGAUGUAUUAAGUGAAAAAAACAUACCUACAUAAGAGAACCUAUGUGACAGAUUGAAAUGUAGGAUUGGAGGGUGAACAAAUUUAUACAGAAUUUUUCCAUGCUAUAUAUUUUUAAUGCCUUGUCCAGUCUAUUGUAGCCUUCAGAUUUUCCAGGUGCUACCAUUAUUUCAGUCUAAUAGAGCUGUGUAAACCAUUCACCCUGACAGUAUGAAUUUAGGGAACUCUCUCAUCUUACUUUUGGUACUACUUGCUGUUUCUGUCAUUGUGAAAAAAGCUCCUGUAUUGCCUAAUGGGGAGCAGAUUUUUCUGUUCUAAUUAGAAGUGCCUGUUUUAUAAAAGUCAUCUUUAAUUUCCCCAAUCAACUUGAUAUGGGACUGUGUGUAAAGUAACAUCAUAGAAUUGGAUUACUCUAGUGCCAAAGACAGUUUUUGCUGGACAGCAAUGGUCCAAAACUAGUUGUAGCUGCAUUCAUUUGGAAUUCUUCCAUGCAACCUGCUAAAACUGGUAUUUACAAGCAUCUCCAGAGCUUUAGGGGACAGAAAGAAUGUUACCUUUGUUUGCUUGUCUUUCAUUCCUGAGUUUGCUUAAGUAGCUUUUGUUUCUGAGAAACCAAAGAAAUUAAAUGAAGGAUUUAAGAUAAAGUGUAGGUUUUGUAGAACAUGCAGAAUUUGUACCACGUAGCUGUUAGAAAUCUGCAGAGCCUGUUUGCUUCUGAGUUGCAGAUGUCAAAGCUUACUCUAAGACUGAUAAAACCUGGUGAAAAACUGCACAUUGGAAUUUGUUAGUUCAUUCAUCAGCCUUACAAAUUAGCAUUGCUAAUAACAGCUUGCCUGGAGCUUCACAGGAUCCAACAGAUUUCUAGAAAAUGCAGUCUGUCUGAGGCAUUGCUAAAUAAUAAUGCCUUGACUUUAAAUCCCUAUUACAACUAAAAUUCACUGUAAGUCAGCCCUAUCAUGGCUGCUUGUUUGCCAGUAAAUAGGCAGGUGGCUAAAAGUUUGUGCAGUGAGAGCUGGCUGCCCUAAUAAGAAUGGUUUCAAAGAAAUAAUCUGCUUUCUCCGGUGUGUAUGCAGAAUGAAGUGGGACCAUGGGGUGUAAGGGUCCUCUCAUAUACAGCAAGCUUAUAGAAUGGAGUAUGUUUAAAUAAGUAUUUGCCCACCCUCAUUUACAGAAGGGUUGUAGAGGAAACAGUUCUUUAGCAUGCAUGUCACUGCUUCCCACCAAGACAUCUGAGGUGCUUGUGUUAUGCCUACUUUAUCAGGAGGCAGGCAAAGAGUAUGGCAGUAAGAAAACCUUUGCCAAUACUGAAAAUUAUAUUUACUUAAAGGUGUCCCAUGAGAGGUAUCUGGCACAUCUGUGUUCAAACAAAAUGUUUUUAAAUGAUGGAAACAUGAUUGGGAGACCAGCAUUUCUGUUGUUAGUUUGUAGGGGGGAAAAAAAAUAAUCAGUGUUGCACACACUGAUAAAAAUUGUUACAGAGCAGACAACUGCUGGGUGAUUUUGAUAAAAGAAUUUAUUGUGGUUGCUGUGAUUUCAAGUACACAUCUGAAGGACUGGUUUUGAGUACUUGAUCCAUGUCACUCCUCAAAGUCUAACCCAAACUUUACUUUGUUCUUGUUAAAAUUUAAGUCAUGUAGAGAUUGGAAGAAUAUUUUUCAUAUGGAGACUUCUAUUGCACUACUUUUCCUUCCUGAAUCUAAUAAUAUUUUGAUUUUUAAGCUACCUCUUUAUGUUGAGCUUUUUUGUCAAUUUUGUAUUUAAUUUUUAGGAAAAUACAAAAUAGUUCCCUUUUUUUAUUUAUGUGGGAAUCCAUUACUUUAAACAGAAGGAGGGCUUGUGGUCUUUAAGUUUUUCUUAAAGGCCUUUUAAAUUUAGUUAAAAGACUUACGCUUUUAAAGGAGCAGAAUAAUGUACACACAGGAGAACCCAUGUUCUAAGUGUGUAUGUUUGCUCUUAGAAGGGUCAGAAAGCCCUUAAUUGUACCCUAACCUCAGUUGAGGGCAUGACUUUUUGGUGGGGGCAAUAAGAAGUUUUGAGUUGAGUUUUAAUUUAAUUUAUUGCUAAUUAAAGAGCUUUUAGUUACUGGUUCUGGUAUUGAAAGAAAAAAAUAAACAAAACACUGAGAGAAAACACUACUCCUCUCUUCCAGACACCACUCCUCCCUCUCUCCCCUAUGCCAUCCCCCACCCCAUGGGGUCUCCAAUUCCUUGGCUGCAUGUUAUGCUCAGUCCCUUCAGCAAGGCAAUAGGCAGCACAGGAGACUGGGAUCAGUCUGUUGUGCUUGCUGUUCUUUCACUGCUCCUUGUUUCUUACUCAACUGCUCUUGUGUGGGUUUAUUCACCAGCUGCAGUCCCUUUAGAGUUGUAGCUCUUGCUGAGUUUACUCUCAGCCUCUGCUCAGGCUAUGAUUUUCCAUUGGCAUUCCUCCUGCUCAGCUGUCUCUCCUCUCUGCUCCUCUUGUGCUGGCAUGCUGUUACCCUUUUUUUCCUCCUACUGCUAUAGCACUGUAAUCUCUCUUUCUUGGCAUUUUUGCCCUUUCUUAAACAUGCUUUUGCAGAAGUGCCAGAAACUCAUCUGACAGUGUUUAAGUGCCCACUGUGCCUGAGAGGCAAUGGACACUAAUUGAAACACAGGAGGAUCCAUCUCAACAUAGGGAAGCACUUUUUUACUGUGAGGGUGACCGAGCACUGGUAUGGGUUGCCUGGAGAGGUUGUGGAGUCUCCAUGCAUGAAGAUAUUCAAAAGCCAUCUGGACAUAGUCCUAGGAAGCCUGCUUGAGCAGGGGGGUUGGACAAGAUGACCUCCAGAGCUCCCUUCCAGCCUCGGCCAUUCUGGGAUUUCUGUGCUGCCCGUUGCUGAGCUGGCUGGGACCAGCAUGGGACAGUCCCUGGCUUCUUCCCACACAAGGCUCCCUGCAGCCCCCUUACUGCCAAAACCCUGACAGUUAUGCUCAAUAUUUGUCUGUACAGGGUUUUCUUGUAAAUCAAGUCCUUAUAGUUUGGGCUGACAGUUUUUGUGAGUGGUAGUUGGUACUGUAUUCCCUUUCUGUGUUACUGUGGUCUUAGGUCAGGACAAUUAAACUCCUAAGGAUAUAAUGAGACACCUAUGGCCAAGUUCUGUGUCUGGUUACACUUACAUUCCUGCUGAUUUUAGAAGACACAACUUCAAUCUCCACUUGACCAGAGGAGCAGCUAAAGGGGUAAACUACUUUCUUUCUGUUCAAGCCUUCAUCAUCAUGAAAACAAAUCUUUGUAUAGUCUCUGUAUCAUGUGGACUUUAUUGCUUCCUUAUGCCAGUUUAAUUUGAACCAACAUUCAAAAGUCCUUGCCAGUUGAGAGUUGAGUAACAGGAAAGUGGGAGUAGAGGGGAAUAGAUUCACUGCUUCAAAUAAAAAUCAAGUUGUGUAUAGUUGGUGUGCGUAUUUUUAAAUAUUUGAUUUGGAUUACUUGAAUACUGAGUGUUAUGAGCCUUCCCACGUUAAUAUGAGGACUGAUAUAUUUCAGAAGUACUUUGUCUUCUUUAAAUGUAUUAGUGUGCUGUUGUUAACUCAGAAUUGUGCUGCUGAAAAGUCUGUUUUUAAAACACUUGAUCAGAGAAGUCACAACUAAAGACAGCAUAAGCUUUUCCACAACAGACCUUUUAUGGUGGUAUAGUCAUAUGUUCUGUGAACAGCUGUUGGAUCCAUCUUCUUAAGAUGUUCUUUGCCAUAGGUGAGGGGCCAUAACAAAUAUUGUAAUAUUCAGCAUAAUUGCACUUAUCUAUUCUGUUUUCUUAACGUAUUUCCUAUGCAUACUGCCUUACCUGUAUGUACUGUACUUCACUGGAGGUACAGAAGGUAAAUAUCAGGUUCUUAAUUUAUAAAAUAUAAAUGAGUUCUAAAUAAUUCUGUGAUAUUACAUAUUUUCCAGUGUUAUCUGUCUUCUAAGAGGGUGAUGGUGGUAAGCCCAGGUGAAUUUAGUCAAAAGUUAAUAUUGGCAGUCUUUACAUUCUCACUUAAUUUCUGAAUUAUUUUAGUCAUCUGAAAUAUAGUUUUUGUUUUAAGAUUUUUGUAGAGGCUACCCUGUGUUAGUAAACCAACUUUCAGGUGAUUUGUAACAGCUCUGAUACUGCCUCUGACUCAUAGAAUUCAUAUAAUGUGUUUAACUUAUUUUGUGCCUUUGCUUCCCCUGACACAAAAUCUCUCAAUAAAAACAAGCUCUUUUGCAACACUGCAA
Phalacrocorax carbo (great cormorant) is the source of this 11089-nucleotide messenger RNA. The record is from RefSeq and is a predicted model, not a curated record. NCBI's taxonomy places the organism in Eukaryota, Metazoa, Chordata, Aves, Suliformes, Phalacrocoracidae.